UCGGCGGCGGCGGCCAGGGUGGGCGUGGCUGCCCGCGUGACGUCACCAAGCUCCUUGAGAGAACCGGGCGAGCUGCAAGAAGGCGCACGCAGAAGCCGCGGAAGGAGGCGAGCACCAAUAAAAACAUUUAAAGAGAUCCUUGGGAAAAACUGCCUCUGGAGCAGUGAAGUGUCUUCAUGGCAGUUCGUAGAGGACACAUUCAGUACUUGGAUCAGGAGGUAUACGACAUGUCCAACGGAUACGAAGACCACAUGGCGGGGGAGGACGCCAAGGACCCCAAGACCAACCUGAUCGUCAACUACCUGCCCCAGAGCAUGGCGCAGGAGGACUUGCGCAAGCUCUUCAGCACCGUAGGCGAAGUGGAGUCAGCCAAGCUGAUUCGAGACAAAGUCGCAGGCCACAGUUUAGGGUACGGAUUUGUUAACUAUGUUAACCCUAGUGAUGCAGGCAGAGCUAUCGAAUCACUGAACGGACUAAGGCUACAGUCCAAAACUAUCAAGGUGUCGUACGCACGGCCCAGCUCUGAUACCAUCAAGGAUGCCAACCUGUAUAUCAGCGGCCUGCCCAUGUCCAUGACCCAAAAGGACGUGGAGAAAAUGUUUACAUGUUUUGGCCGCAUCAUUAAUUCCCGCGUGCUCGUCGACCAGAACUCAGGCAUGUCCCGCGGGGUGGCGUUCAUCCGCUUUGAUAAGCGGUCCGAGGCCGAGGAGGCGGUCAAGAGCCUCAACGGUCAAAAGCCGCACGGGGUCUCUGAUCCUAUCGCGGUCAGGUUUGCUGGCAACCCCAAUCAGGUGAAGAACAGCCAAAUCGUCUCCCAGCUCUACCACAACCAGUCCAGGCGCUUCCCCGGGCCCAUGCACCACCAGGCUCAGCGCUUCAGGUUCUCCCCGAUGAGCGUGGACCACAUGGGCGGCGUCCCCGGGAACCCCGCGUCCGGCUGGUGCAUCUUCAUCUACAACCUGAACCAGGACGCCGACGAGAGCGUCCUCUGGCAGAUGUUUGGGCCCUUCGGCGCCGUCACCAACGUCAAGGUGAUCCGCGACUUCAACACCAACAAGUGCAAAGGCUUCGGCUUCGUCACCAUGACUAACUACGAGGAGGCCGCCAUGGCCAUCGCCAGCCUCAACGGCUACCGGCUGGGAGACAAGACGCUGCAAGUGUCCUUCAAGACCAGCAAGGGCCACAAGUAACAGCCGGGGGAAUGUCCGGUCGGUGUUUCCACACGGUUAAUGAUGUUCAGUCUUCUGCACCUUGUCUAAAAAGUGUCUCGGAACUAUUCAUGUUGUUUGUUCUCGGUUUUCACAUUUGAAACAUGGCGGCAAAAAUCCCAAACACAGGAAAAGUCACCUGUGGCGACGAGUGUGCGCCCAGGAGGCAGACUUCCUGUGAAAUGGUGUCCACGUUUCUUUGAUUAACGCCCUCACGUGGAGCCAAGGUUAGCUGUGAGCAGAAAAGCAGUAAGUACACAGUAGGGAGACGUAAAAGCCUUCAAUUGUCAUCCAGCACUUUGUCUUUCUGUCCCUUCCUGCAAGUGAACUUUGAUGAUGGUUAUAUUUGUGCUCAAGUCGGUGUGAUGGACCAAAAGCUGUUAGUUUUUUGUCAAGCGGUACGAAGAUUUCCAUCAGACUCAAUGCAUCUUUACUUGUUUUGACUUCUUUUACGUAGUUGUUUUUAGUGCUCAUCUUAAGUUUGGAGUGAAAUGAACAGCCUUGUUACUAAUUUUUACUUUUUAAUUGCUUUCCCUUUUUCUUUCACUUGUUCCCCCUCCACUUCCACCAUUAAAUUUACUUUUGUUUUGCCAAACGUUUGCUUUGGUUCAUUUCUUUUCACAGCAGUUUAAGUUUUGAAUGGCCCAAAUGGAUUAGUUAAAAGAAUAUAUCCUGUAUACAAAAGAUUUAAAGCUUUUCUAAAAUAAUAUAUGAAUAAAUUAAAGAGGCUGGGUUCUGGUAGGGAUUUGAACCUCCAGCAUGUGCAAUUUCUUUUUGUGUUGGCAACGAGCUGUAAUUUCCCGACACGUUGAACUAACUUUAUUUUUGCCCCUCGGAGUCUUAAAAUGUGUGCAAACAUGCCAAUAUGUGCUGCCUUUCUCAAGGCAGCUAACAACUCUAAUGUAUGUUCAUCUUGAUUUGUUUUUCUACUGACAGCUGCCACUGCUUGGAAUGCAAGCAAAAAGAUGCUGCUUUGGGCCUUAAAUUAGCGAGAGAAGGCGCUGUGUGGUUCCUUUGUGAAGGUACGCAAACUAUCUGUUCAUGUAUGCAGCCGUCAAUACUAAAGUGUGUGUAAAAAUGUCGGAUCAUUUCAAUAAAGCAAUGGUGGCUUUUAUUUCAAAGAAUGAA
Entelurus aequoreus (snake pipefish) is the source of this 2336-nucleotide messenger RNA. Its product is annotated as ELAV-like protein 1. Gene Ontology annotation, molecular function: RNA binding. NCBI's taxonomy places the organism in Eukaryota, Metazoa, Chordata, Actinopteri, Syngnathiformes, Syngnathidae. Gene Ontology annotation, cellular component: ribonucleoprotein complex. The record is from RefSeq and is a predicted model, not a curated record. The transcript has 7 exons. The coding region runs from base 177 to 1190 and encodes 337 amino acids.